Molecule: messenger RNA, 7795 nt
Organism: Xenopus tropicalis (tropical clawed frog)
Lineage: Eukaryota; Metazoa; Chordata; Amphibia; Anura; Pipidae
Gene: fnip1
Product: folliculin interacting protein 1
Exons: 18
Coding region: 182-3673 (1163 amino acids)
Cellular component (GO): lysosomal membrane; cytoplasm
Source: RefSeq, a predicted model, not a curated record
GCAGGAACCUGGGAGGGGUGAGUGCCCUGAAUUCCCGCCCCCUUAAGCACAUCUGACAGCCGAGGGUGUCAAGCGGAGAAGCAGUCAUAUGACUUGGACACAGAUGGGGAGCUAAGUGUGUAGUGAGGGAAACAGAAGAAUGGCUCGCUGCUGGGGGAGAUAGUGUAACUUUACCAAAAAAAUGCCGCCCACUCUCUUCCAGAAGCUUUUUAGUAAGCGCAAUGGGCAGGCGUUUCCCAACAGGGACCCGAGAGAAGACUAUGUUUUCAGCUGGCCUUCACCGGAAUUUGACCCAAGCCAAAUCCGCCUGAUCGUUUACCAGGACUGUGAAAAACGAGGGCGAAAUGUCUUGUUUGACUCAAACACCAAGCGCAAGACAGAUGAUUUGUCUGUAUCGAAACUUGUGAUUGAUGCUCAGGUGAAAGUGUUGGGGAAAUGCUGCCAGCUCAAGCCAGGAGGGGACAGCUCGACAUCUUUGGACAGUUCAACAAACUCCCUGGCAUCUGACACUAAAGAGCAGUGCCCAAAGUACCAGGGAUCUCGGUGCCCUGCUGAUGCCAGCAUGCUUGGAGAGAUGAUGUUUGGGUCAGUAGCCAUGAGUUACAAAGGUUCCACUCUGAAAAUACACCAAAUACGAUCUCCUCCCCAGCUUAUGCUAAGCAAAGUAUUUACUGCACGAACUGGGAGUAGUAUCUGUGGAAGUCUUAAUGCACUUCAAGACAGCUUUGAGUUCAUCAACCAGGAUCAAAACACCUUAAAGGCAGAUAACAGCAGCAUCAUGAAUGGGCUUCUUGGGAAUAUAGGUCUGUCUCAGCUUUGCAGCCCCAGACGGGCAUUCUCAGAGCAGGGUCCGCUCCGUCUGAUCAGGAGUGCCUCUUUCUUUGCAGUCCACAGCAAUCCUAUGGACAUGCCUGGAAGAGGAUUUAAAGAUGACAGAGACAGUGGCAUAGCAAGAUCUGCUUCCCUCAGCAGCCUUCUUAUAACACCGUUUCCUUCACCAAGCUCCUCCCUUAAUAGCAGCUGUGCCAGUAGUUACCAACGCCGCUGGCGUCGUAGUCAAACUACAAGUCUGGAGAAUGGGGUCUUUCCAAGAUGGUCCAUCGAAGAAAGCUUUAAUAUGUCAGAUGAUGGCUGUGGACCCAAUCUGGGAAUUGCUCGAAAAAAGAAAAUUGCCAUUGGAGUUAUAUUUUCGCUGUCAAAAGAUGACGAAGAAAAUAACAAGUUCCAUGAGUUCUUCUUCUCUCAUUUUCCACUUUUUGAGAGUCACAUGAACAAACUCAAAUGUGCAAUAGAGCAGGCUAUGAAAAUGAGCCGCAGAUCUGCAGAUCCAAGUCAGAGAAGCUUAGCGUACAACAAAAUUGUAGAUGCCUUAAAUGAUUUCAGAACAACAAUAUGUAAUCUUUACACAAUGCCAAGGAUCCCAGAGCCUGUUUGGUUAACCAUGAUGUCCGGGGUGCCUGAGAAAAACCACCUUUGCCAGCGCUUCAUGAAGGAAUUUGUCUUCCUGAUGGAACACGCUUCAAAAAACCAGUUUCUACCAGCUCUGCUCACUGCUGUUCUCACAAACCAUCUGGCAUGGGUUCCUACUGUCAUGCCUAAUGGACAGCCCCCCAUAAAGAUUUUCCUUGAGAAGCAUUCAUCUCAGAGUGUCGACAUGCUGGCAAAGACUCACCCUUAUAACCCUUUAUGGGCACAACUAGGAGACUUAUAUGGAGCGAUUGGAUCUCCUGUUCGGCUUGCUCGGACGGUGGUUAUUGGAAAACGCCAAGACCUUGUGCAGAGGUUGCUCUAUUUCCUCACAUACUUCAUCAGGUGCUCUGAACUUCAAGAGACUCAUCUCCUGGAAAGUGGAGAGGAUGAGGCUAUUGUUAUGCCUGGUACAGUCAUUACUACCAUGCUAGAGAAAGGAGAGGUGGAAGAAUCGGAUUAUGUUCUGAUUACAAUGCACAAAAACAAGGGCUGUUUGUUAACUUCAGAUCCAGAUGAAUCUAAACCACUUGGAAAUAGGUGCCAGUGUUGCCAGUGUCCUCUUACUGACCAGCAAAAUAAUAAAGAUGAAGCCACUCAAGAAAACAGUGAUGCUCAUAGAUCAAAUAAAGAUCUAAAGGAAACUGCUUUAAAGGGGAGUCAUUCUGUUCCUACAGCCACUUGCCGGGAAGAAACUGCUUAUGCUAAACUGUACAAAGAUAAAUCACUAACUCGCUUCGAUACAAAGAUAGAGACAGUAAUUAACAUAGGAUCAGCUGCCAUAGAUAAAAAUGCUCUGGCUGUAACAGGCAUUGAGCCAGACUGUAAAGUGGAGAAGGGCGAGGAAUUUCUGGACUCUGAGAGCUUGUCAGUCAAAGGAAUACAGACUAAUGAAAUAUCUGUAGAGAAAAAGCCUCCCGAUAAGACCCAGUCAGCAGCAAUGCCUUGCAGUUCUGGCCAUCCACUGAACAAGGUGACAUUUUUGAUUGGGGAUUCUAUGUCACCUGACUCAGAUAUAGAAAUUAAAAGCCAAACUGUAGCAGAUCAGAUUAGCAAGCACCACCUUAAACCAGGACAGGAGGAUAGGACAGUUGCUGAGGAAAGUAGUGAAAGAAUACAGGUGGCCGAGGACCAAAAAACUGGUGGUACAUCAAGUGAAGUGAAGCUUCCCAGAGUGGCAGCUAAAUCUCAGAACUGGAAAUGUUUUCAUCCGGAAAUGUUUGAUGAGUAUUUUCCAGAGGAUGGCUCUAUUGAAGCGAAAAUCAUUGAUGAUAUUCCAAGGGAGGAGAUGAAAGACAGAUCUGACAGUGACAUUAGCUUAGAAACUCCUAACAGCUUUUGUAAGGAAGAGAAAACAAACUGUAAUUUACUGACUUCUGUUCAUGUGAAUUUAUGUAAAAAAUGCUCUGCUGAGCAGGACCAAAGAGACCAAGUCUCUGUAUCUAUCCCCCAUGGGGAUAAAGACUCUGAAAAGAAAGCCACAUCUGGCGCUGACUGGGACAUUCCAAGGAAUGAGAGUUCAGACAGUGCUUUGGGUGAUAGUGAGAGUGAAGACACAGGCCAUGAGCUUCUCAGGCCCACUAUUAAUUAUUACGGGCCUGAGCAAGAAGAUUGGAUGGAAGAAGAAGAAAUGGCUUUUCCUGGGUCAAAAUUGGUAGAGGUCAAUUCUGUGAAGCCCAACAUUGCCAAUUUCGGAAGGUCAUUGCUGGCUGGCUACUGCUCGUCCUAUGUACCAGACUUUGUUCUGCAAGGGAUAUCAAACGAAGAAAAGCUGAGGCAGUGUCUGAUGUCAGAUCUAUCACAUGCUGUACAGCAUCCAGUCUUGGAUGAGCCCAUUGCGGAGGCUGUCUGCAUUCUCGCAGACGUUGAUAAAUGGACAGUCCAGGUGGCCAGUAGCCAGAGAAGGACAACUGAUAACAAACUGGGCAAGGAGGUGCUGGUAUCCAGUCUUGUCUCCAGUUUACUUCAUUCCACGGUCCAACUGUACAAACACAACUUGUCUGCAAACUUUUGCAUCAUGCACCUGGAAGAUCGACUCCAGGAACUGUAUUUCAAAAGCAAGAUGUUGUCGGAGUAUCUGAAAGGGCAGACAAGAGUUCAUGUUAAGGAACUGAGCUUGGUGCUGGGAAUUGAAUCCAGUGAUCUUCCAUUGUUGGCAGCUAUUGCUAGCACCCACUCUCCGUAUGUUGCACAGAUACUCCUUUAAAGGAACAGCAUCGGUAGUGGGUGUAUGCACAUGAAGAGGACAGAAUUGAUUCGACCUUCUAAAGGCACUUGGACAGAAUAAUAUUGCCCCGCUGGUCUACAGACUUGCAGUCAAAAGGGAAAGAGGAUGUGGCUCUCACGUGCUCAGAAUCAUGCUUUUCCCUCAACAAUAAGUGAACAGUAAUUUACAUUAUUUUUUUUAAUAGAGAGAACUUAAGAAGCAAAGCGCACUCUUUUCUGAAAACUGGCGGAGUUGUCAACUGUUUUUAAUCUCAUUUCAAAAACUAUUUUUCUGCCUCCCAGGAUUGUUUUGGAUACAGUUUUAUAAAAUAAUACUUUAAAAAAAAAAAAAAUAAAAUAAAAAAUAGUAUAUUGUAAAUAAUUGUAUAGAGAAAGACGAACAAAUGUUAAUGCCACAAAUGUUUGCAACUUGGCUGGUGAAUUCUAGUUACAUGAAAAACCUUUCUAUUUCUGUAAAUAAAUGAGGAAAUUCCUCCACUCCCCCCCCAAAAAAUCUUAAAAUAACUUCUAAAAUAGAAACAAACCACUAGGGAGUCUAAGUUUGCCUUUAAUGCUGCUAAGGUUCUAGCUGUACAAGCAAUAUGGAUUACUUUAACCAAAGAAUCUGCUGUUAAAAUAUACAAAAAACCACCACCUCGCUGGUAAAGUUGGCACCAGUGUACAACCUAUUAUGGAAGAAAGCAAAACAAUACUGCCAUCCCAUAAUGCACCCCCCUCCACAGUUUUUUAUUUAUGUUACUAACUUAUACAGUGUUGUCUUCUGUUAUACAAGGGAUCCAGUCUGUUAAAUGUUGUUUUAGCAAUCACAUCUCUCCUGCAUCUAUAAUUAUUGAACUGCAACGAUGCAGGAAGGAAGGAACAGUCGCAUGACUACAAGGAUACAGCCACAGAGAAAUGGUUACUCUAACACUGUUUUUUUCUUUCAGGCACGCAUCACUAUGAUAUAAUAUAGGAAAGGCUGAAGAGAAGAGCCUAUAAAAAUGUAAAAAUCUUUUUUUGAAAGUAUAUUAUUGUGUCUGUGGGGUUAGCACUGUUGCCUUGCAGGAGUGGAUUUCCUUUGGAUGCUCUGGUUUCCUCCCACACUCCAAAAACAUUCAGGCAGGAUCAUGUAUAAUCAUGUGCCAUGUAAAUGUGCCAGCGCUGUACAAAGGAUAAUGAUGCUGAUUCGCUUGCCCAAUAUACUUGCACUGCAUUAAAAUGAAUGCAGGUUUUGUCUCCUUUUGCACCUCUAUAGACCAGGUCCCAGUUCUGCACAUCAUUGCAAGAUUUCUGCCACAGCAAUCAAUGAAAUUCAUCUCCUUAAAGAUUUUCUGACACAACAGGGGUGUGUUUCUGUGCAUUUGAGUCACAGGGUGGGAUGCACAUAAGCAAAUCGAUUCCAUUUUUUUUCUUUAUUGUUCCCACAAACCUUUAGACUUUUCAGCAUUUUAGUAACCUUCCUCCACAGUCUUUAUAGAUGCAAUAGGCUGUGGGUUUAUGCAUUUGCAUAUGCAUUCCUAUAGCGCAACAGAAAUAUACACAUUUUGAUGCGUUCAGCAUACACUUCUCAUAUUAAAACACCUUUGUGUAUGGUACAGGCCCUAAGCCACAUGUAAGUAUUCUGUUGCGCACAGAGGAUUUUGUGUGUGCAUUUAGUUUUGAGGUAGGCAGGAGAGCUAGCAUUUGUGCACGCAAACUAAAAGAGAUUAGUGGGACUGUUAUUUUUUCACAGUCAUUUGAGCAAUGACCUCUCUUAAAUCAGAUGCACAGCAGAGACUGUUCAUUGUUACCCCAGUACAACAUGUUCGUAUUAGGGAUGCACCAAAGUCACAAGAGGCAUGGAUUCGGCCGAAUCUGAAUCCUGCUGAAAAAGGCCAAAUCCUGAAUUUGGCGCAUCCCUAGUUAGUAUAGGAAACACCUGAAUUUUCAUGAAAAUGACAUUGACAGAGAGAAAAUAGACAUACAAGUUUUGGUGGGGAAAAGCACCAACUUCAGUGCUUUGGGAUGGACUGUGCAAAGGUAUAAAAUGGAAGAAUAAAAAUUGAGUUUUCACUAAGAAAUUGCCAUAUUGUAUAGUUAGGAGAAUUUGUUUACAGUUCCUUUACAUGUUUCUAUGCAUCUUGUAGCAGUAGAGUAAAUGAAUUAGGAUUUCUGCAUUUACCCGUUUUCUACCCAGUCAGGCUGCUGUGUCAACCUUGGUCCAUUCCUGCCAAACCUUUCCUCCAGCAUUGGGCACUUUGUACAGCUAUGCUACCAUUUUUCCUCUUUAUUUUCAACAACUUUAUCCCAUAUAAUAAUGAUUAUGAGAGUGGAACCAGGGUGUCAGGUUCUCUGUUUGCCUGUUGGGAGGCUCAUUCUGACACUAUUUACACCUUUAAUGGUACCUGAAAAACUACCUUGAAUAGGAAAAGGGAUAAAUGCUUCUAUACUAGCUGUGCCACAAAACAAAUGUUCAUCUACAGAUCCAUUAGCAGCUUAAGACUGUUGUGGGUAUUACAGGGUGUACAUGAAAACAUGAUAUAUAUAUAUAUAUAUAUAUAGUUGUUUAAUUGGGGCCCCUUUCACCCAGUGCUUCUGUAUUUUAACCCCAUUUAAAAGGAGAAUCAGAUUUUUCCUCCCCUCGCAAGGUACAGCAACUAUAGCAUCUUUAUUGUAGCGCAUAUUUUCCUUUCUAGUGAUUAUUUGUUCCCUGCAGGAUAGGGCCACGCAUUAUUACACACUAUAUUGCCCACUGCCACAUCUAACAAUGACUCCAUUAUUCAUAAGGUGCUUCUAUUGCUUAAUGCACAAGCUUCUCCGUAUCCCUCUUUCUUUCCCUUUGGAUACAGACUAGUGGCACAUGAAUAUGCACACAUGGAGUGCAGUCAGAAGCUGCCUAUAAAUAUGUAACCAUGCAGCCAGGUCCCCUGCUAUCUGCUUUAUUUGCAUGCAGUACACACCACUAAUAAUACAUGUAUUCAGUUGCUGAAGAAAUGCUUUAUUUGUAUUCGCAUAUAUGGAAUUUGUGGUUUAAAACUGUAAAUACUGUGCAAUUGUGAUAAAGUGAUAUGAAUGGCAUGUAUAUGAUCUGCUACCCUGAAUGCUUGGGACGUGGGGCCUUUCCAGAAUAUGAAGAAAUAUUCCUUAGGGCUAUGAAAAGACAUUUAAACCUAAAAGGAUCCAAUAAAUAAACCUGGUAUGAUUCUGGAUUUAUUAUGCAGUUUAGUUACCAUCAGGUACUGUCAGUUUUAUUAUCAUAGAGUCAAAGGAAAUAAGUGAAAAUGGUCAGUGAUUUGUUUAAAUACAAGACUAUGGGGAAUUUCUGUUUUUUUUAAACUUUUUAUAUAACAGGUUUCUGCAUAAUAGGUCCCAUGCCUGUACUACAAAGAAGGUUCCUUGGAUUGUGUAAGCUAUGUAAAUAAUAAGACCUUGCAAGGAUAGUAACUAUGCUAUUACAGUUCUCAAUAUGUUAUCCAUAUGUACAUUGAUAGAGCAGCAGGUUGCCUGGUGGUUCUGUCUCAUUGCCUGCUAUACCUUGAGGCGGUGUCCUGUAACCACUGACAGUCGGCUGAGGGUGCAAAGGGCUUUUUUAAUAUUCCAGUGCCCAUUUAAAAUGUAAGAAAAACCACUGUGGUAAUAUUUAUUCUGCUUCUGUACAGAAUUCUAUUUUCAUAAAUCCAGUGCAAGCAUCUGAUUCUAAAGGAAAAGACUUCUCCGCCGGCUUGCUAUGCAGAUUAACGAAGCACAGAGCCCUAAUUAGCAGGAGCGGGUGCUGUUUAUAUCCGCGUGUGUGUAGAGGUCACUUUUCUAACUGGCGCUUAACAUUAUUUAUUAUGACUUUUACAAUAGAGAGCAUCGUGCACUUGACCAAAAUGGUGGUAAUCAGUUUUAUUUUUUGUUAUGUCUUAAUUAUCUAACUAAAGUAUCAACUUGUCCUUUGUGUAUUUUAUGCCUUUUUUUGGAUUGAAAAUAGCUUAUAUUUUUUGUUUGUUUGUUUGCUUUCUUUAAAUUAUUUAGGGAAAUCGUGUACAAUGUACAGAGCAGUCUUCCUUUGUAAAUAGUUCCAGUAAUGUGCACUGUAUCAUAUUAACCAUACCCAAUUUUAUGGGGAUCUUUUGUGCAAUAAAUACAGUCUGUCAGUAUA